Messenger RNA from Impatiens glandulifera, 1085 nucleotides. RefSeq names its product rac-like GTP-binding protein 5. NCBI's taxonomy places the organism in Eukaryota, Viridiplantae, Streptophyta, Magnoliopsida, Ericales, Balsaminaceae. Gene Ontology annotation, molecular function: protein kinase binding; GTPase activity; GTP binding. The coding region runs from base 233 to 838 and encodes 201 amino acids. The transcript has 7 exons. The record is from RefSeq and is a predicted model, not a curated record. Gene Ontology annotation, biological process: regulation of actin cytoskeleton organization; establishment or maintenance of cell polarity; cortical cytoskeleton organization. Gene Ontology annotation, cellular component: plasma membrane; cytoskeleton; cell cortex.
CUGGUGGGUGGUUAGGUACACAGUGUAAUUAUCCCAUCACAUUCAAUUUAGGGUUUCCAUUCUAUGUGGUUGGGUUUCUCUCACUAGUUGUUCAAAUCCUUUCUUCUUUAAACCCACCCGUCUCAUGUAAAUAAAGCUCUACCAAGAAGAAAGAAGACAAACAAACCCAAGAAACCGACUGCACUCUUCUCUUCUCGGAGUAGUUUUCCGGCGAAGAUUCUUUUACCAAAAAAUGAGCGCUUCUAGGUUUAUCAAGUGCGUCACCGUCGGCGAUGGAGCCGUCGGAAAAACCUGUAUGCUCAUCUCCUACACCAGUAACACCUUUCCCACUGAUUAUGUUCCUACGGUUUUCGACAAUUUUAGUGCAAACGUGGUUGUGGAUGGAAGCACAGUAAACUUAGGGUUAUGGGAUACCGCAGGUCAGGAGGAUUACAAUAGAUUGAGGCCUUUGAGUUAUCGCGGUGCUGAUGUAUUCAUACUUGCAUUUUCUCUCAUAAGUAAGGCAAGUUAUGAGAAUGUAUCGAAAAAGUGGAUUCCAGAACUGAGGCACUAUGCGCCUGGAGUUCCAAUAGUUCUUGUCGGGACAAAGCUCGAUCUUCGUGAAGAUAAACAGUUUUUAGUUGAUCAUCCUGGAGCAGUCCCCAUAACCACUUCUCAGGGAGAGGAACUGAAAAAGCAGAUUGGUGCUGCGGCGUUCAUCGAAUGCAGUUCAAAAACACAACAGAACAUAAAGAGUGUAUUUGACGCGGCCAUUAAGGUUGUUCUACAACCGCCGAAACAGAGGAAGGGGAGAAAGAAAGGUAAGGGAGGAGGCCAGAAAGUCUGCAGUAUCUUGUGAAAGGAGAGACAUAAACAACAUUUUAGCCAUUUCCGAUUUGCGGUUACUUACCACUGAAUAUGACGAGGCAGAAGCUUCUUAUUCUACUUGUACUUUGUGUUUGUUUAUGGGGGAACUACAAGCUGUUGGUUUGAGCAUUGAAUUGUGUAUAUUUGUUUGUUAGUAACCAACAAAAAACAAACUGUAUGCUUUGAAGAUGGAUAUGAUAUGGCUUGCAUAAUCCUAAUAAUAACAAUACAUUGGUUUU